GAAGAUGCUGCGGGCGGAACCUGGCGGAGCGUGCGGGAUUCGGGGGCGCUAAAGUCGCAGGGGCAGGGCGGGAAGGAAGAUCCGGAGCAGGAACCGGAUCCGGAGCUGGAGCCCCCAGAACCUUCCCUCCGUGAAGAAGAGAGCAGGUCGGGACCAGUGAGGCCGGCUCCAUGUAUCCAGAAUCAACCACGGGCUCCCCUGCUCGGCUCUCCCUGCGGCAGACAGGCUCCCCCGGGAUGAUCUACAGUACUCGGUAUGGGAGUCCCAAAAGACAGCUCCAGUUUUACAGGAACCUGGGCAAGUCAGGCCUGCGGGUCUCCUGCCUGGGGCUCGGAACAUGGGUGACCUUCGGAGGCCAGAUCACCGAUGAGAUGGCAGAGCAGCUAAUGACCUUGGCCUAUGACAAUGGCAUCAACCUCUUCGAUACCGCAGAAGUCUACGCGGCGGGCAAGGCUGAAGUCGUGUUAGGAAACAUCAUCAAGAAGAAGGGAUGGAGACGGUCCAGCCUCGUCAUCACCACCAAGAUCUUCUGGGGAGGAAAAGCGGAGACCGAGAGGGGCCUUUCCAGGAAGCACAUAAUAGAAGGUCUGAAGGCCUCUCUGGAGCGGCUGCAGUUGGACUACGUGGACGUGGUGUUUGCCAACCGCCCGGACCCCAACACACCCAUGGAAGAGACCGUGCGUGCCAUGACCCACGUCAUCAACCAGGGGAUGGCCAUGUACUGGGGCACAUCGCGCUGGAGCUCCAUGGAGAUCAUGGAGGCCUACUCCGUGGCCCGGCAGUUCAACCUGAUCCCGCCCAUCUGCGAGCAGGCCGAGUACCACAUGUUCCAGCGCGAGAAGGUGGAGGUGCAGCUGCCCGAGCUCUUCCACAAGAUAGGAGUGGGCGCCAUGACCUGGUCCCCUCUGGCCUGCGGCAUCGUGUCCGGAAAGUACGAUAGCGGCAUCCCGCCCUACUCGAGAGCCUCCUUGAAGGGCUACCAGUGGCUGAAAGACAAGAUCCUGAGUGAGGAGGGCCGGCGCCAACAGGCCAAGCUGAAGGAGUUGCAGGCUAUCGCCGAGCGCCUGGGCUGCACCCUCCCCCAGCUGGCCAUAGCCUGGUGCCUGAGGAACGAGGGGGUCAGCUCCGUGCUCCUGGGUGCUUCCAGUGCGGACCAGCUAAUGGAGAACAUCGGAGCAAUACAGGUCCUUCCAAAACUGUCGUCUUCCAUUAUCCACGAGAUCGAUAGUAUUUUGGGCAAUAAACCCUACAGCAAAAAGGACUAUAGAUCCUAAGAAGCCCCCGGCCGCUGGCCCGGACAGUCUGUUUCCCUCCUAGUCUCUGUCCGCUCGCUUAAGCUGCUCUGAAGCCAAGUCAAGAGUGUGGUUUGCAUCAAAAUGAAAACAACGCACCAAGAUGUCACCAGGAAAAGAUCUCUUUGUCGCUGCAAGACACCAUCUGCCGCUUCGCAGGACCACUGUCGGACCGGGCCAGGGAGAGAGCACUGAUGCGGAAGGACAGUCCAUCGGUCCCACCCAAGCCUGCCACCUCUGCUUAUCCUCCAAGAAGACAGCACCAUGUUCUCCCAGCCACGGCCCUCCUCAGAGGCUCAAGGCCAGGCCAGGCCGAGAGCCGGUUGGGUCCUAGGGGCAGGCAGGGCUGAUCUCUCCUUUGUCGAGAACCCCGACCUGGUGUUCAGGGAGCAAAAGAGGACACUGGGUCUGGCUCUUCCUGUGGCCCCCGCUCCCGGGGCCCUGGGUCUCCCUGCUGGGGGUCUCCCCCUUGCCGAGGGCUCCAGGUUCUUUCCAACGGGCCUCACUCCGGAUUCUUCCCCUGCCCCCAUUUCCACCGCCACCCACCCCAGUGGUCUCUGAGGGGCCUUUCGUGCUGUCCCUUGACCUCCGCCUCCUCCCUUGCGGGCAGGGGCAGGGAUCCAGGGGAACUGCUCUGCAGUUGGGGACGCACGAAAAAUGUCAGGGUCUGGUUUCUGGCUCAUCGCCCUGUCUUCCUCCCUGCGCACAAUCAAUGAGCCACGUGGCAGGGAGGCCCAAGUGCUUAGGAGGGGCCUGGGGGAGCGGGCUCCAGCCCAGGUCCCUCCAGGGCCCCACCUGCCGUCCCUGCCAGGUGCCCAGUCCAUUGCCCCUCUGUCCUUGAGCCAGAAUGCUUUGAUGUCAUGCAUGCUUAGCUGGACUCUGGCUGCUGACCACUCUUGGGGUGGGCCGCCUCUGCUCUGCCCCAGGGUGGUGGCCUUGGGAUCUGCAGAGAGAACAUGCUGAGACCCUUUCACUGAGGGGGGUCCCUGGGGUUUUCCGUGCUACGUGCCCAGGGGCUGGGGGCCCGAACACCCAGCAGCAGCCCACACAAUGUAGGAAAAGACCCCGGGAGUCUCUCCCAGGAGAGAUGCCCCUCUGAGGCCCAGAUCGGGUGGGGGUGACAUAUUAGUCUCACGGGGCUAAGUGUCUACAUGCUCAGAGCUUGGGACCUGGGCAGGCAGGCUGCAGUGCAGCCCCUGCAACCACUUCCCCACACCCUGUGAGAAGUGAGGACGAUGGGGUUGGUCCUUCCCUUCCAGGCCCCACCCCAGCCUGGAACAGCUUGGGGACAGGGAGGGAGGGCAGGACAAGCACAACUGUCAGACCCUUUGCAGCCCCUGCCUGGGGCUGGAGGGAUUUGGGGUGGAGGGCCUGCAGCCAGAAGCCCCAGCCCCUGUGGUCCUGGGGGGUACCCCAGCCUUUGCUGGCUAUGUAGGGGCUGGAGCCAGGCUCUACAGAUGUGCCAGGCCACUCUGUAGGGGCCCCCGUGUGCCUCCCGCCCCACCCGGCACACCCCCAACCCUCAUGCUCCGCGGGUCCUGCUUCACCCUUCAGAGAAGCUACUCCGAGAGGGCCUCCCCGCCCCUCCCUGCAUUCGCAUUCUCAAAGGGCUUGCUGUCCAGUCCUGCCUGGGCCCAGGCCUGGGAAUUGGCUUUAAGAAAGCCGCAAAGGCAGGGGCGGAGGCGGGAGGGGGAGACUUCCUCUACUCCCAACCUUUAUGCUGACCCUAGAGGCUAGAACCUUCCCCCUCCUCAUAGACCCGGCCCCUGGAGGUCUUCACCAAGUCUCCUACAAGCUUCACCCCGUGGGUGUGGGGAGGGGGCAACGCCUGUCCCAGCAGAGGUCCCGGGCCUGCAGCCACUCCCCACCAUCACACAGGGCAGGGGUGUCCUGCUCUGAGGACAGGGCCCCACACUGGGCAUUUCAUCCCAGGCCCCCUCAGCCAGUCCCAGUGGCUGGCCGUGCUGAGGGGCCAGAUGGCCCACCCCUCACUGGAGAGAGUGGCUGGGCCCCCUCCACAAUGCUGCCCCCCGCCCACCCGCUGUUGGAAAAGGGACCGGGGCUUGCAGUGGGGCCCGAGGUGGGGGCUUCUGCCCCCAUGAGCCACACCCAAGAAGGCGGAGCCCCUGGUGGCCACACGUUUCCCAAACGGAGAAACAAGGGCCCCCAGUUGAGCUCGGCCAAGGCAGAAAUGCCCAGAGCAGGACCCAAGCAGCCUCAGGCCCUGGGGCACCAUCCACAGCCUGAUUCUGAGGUGUCUUGUUUUUCACACCCACUUUUGGGGAAGACAGGGCUCUGCUUCCUAGGGGAGGGUCCCCCGAUUUAGGCGGGGGCUGGAGUGGGGAGGAGGGCUCAGACGGAAGGUUCAGGAUGGGCCUAGAAACGGAAGAGCUGGGGGGGGCAGGCACGGAGGGGUGGCCUGGGCCUUGGCACGGGUUUAGGGCCAGCCGGCCUCACCCUACUGGGUUGAGGGAAGCCCACCAGCCACCCGCCAGCCAGCCCCUCGCCUUCCCCUUGAAGCAGAGUGUACCCCGUGGGGUCCCCUCCAGGAGGGCCUGACACAGGAGGCAGACCGGGUCUAGGGGCAGGGGCGGGACCAGUCUUCCUUGUUAGUGACACACGGAGCCCCCACCAUUCCUCAUCCCAAAUCUGUGGUUAAUUCUGAGGUCUGGAGGAACGCCAGAGGGACUUGCUCUGUCUCCUGUUCUCUCCCACCCGUGUAAAUAAUGUGCUUUUUUUCCCCUCCCUUUUUUUUUUAAUGACUCUGGUUCCUCAGCUAACUGCUUCCCCACGUAGGCAGAGAUGCCAUACGCCUCGCACUUCCCAACGACACUCAGCCAAGACACAGCCACCGUAUUUAUGGAAGGACAAAAUAAAACCCAAGCCCA
Equus quagga is the source of this 4180-nucleotide messenger RNA. RefSeq names its product potassium voltage-gated channel subfamily A regulatory beta subunit 2 (gene KCNAB2). The coding region runs from base 171 to 1274 and encodes 367 amino acids. Gene Ontology annotation, molecular function: transmembrane transporter binding; potassium channel regulator activity; voltage-gated potassium channel activity. Gene Ontology annotation, cellular component: membrane; juxtaparanode region of axon; cytoplasm. NCBI's taxonomy places the organism in Eukaryota, Metazoa, Chordata, Mammalia, Perissodactyla, Equidae. Gene Ontology annotation, biological process: regulation of potassium ion transmembrane transport; potassium ion transport; regulation of action potential. The record is from RefSeq and is a predicted model, not a curated record. The transcript has 16 exons.